ACUGGACAGUUCGCGCAGGCGUGUUUCAUUGUUUUGACUGAAAAUGCCGUCGGUUUCGAAAACGGCGGCGAACGGUUCUCCUCAAACCGAGAAACCAACCCACUAUACAUAUUUGAAGGAGUUUAGGACCGAACAGUGCCCUCUCUUCUUGCAGCACAAGUGCACACAACAUAGACCCUUUACAUGUUUUCAUUGGCAUUUCCUCAACCAGAGGCGAAGACGACCGAUUAGAAGAAGAGAUGGAACUUUUAACUACAGCCCUGACGUUUAUUGCACAAAAUAUGACGAGACUACGGGCAUUUGCCCAGAUGGAGAGGACUGUCCUUACUUGCACCGGACCACUGGUGACACAGAGCGCAAGUACCAUCUUCGCUAUUACAAGACUGGUACCUGUAUCCAUGAAACUGAUGCCCGCGGGCACUGCGUGAAGAACGGCCUACACUGCGCCUUUGCCCAUGGCCCACAUGAUCUCCGCCCCCCUGUCUACGAUAUCAGUAGCUCUCUCACUGAUCUUCUUCAUGUGCACAGAGAGAUCCAGGCACAGGAAGCCCUCCAGAAUGGCCAGUUGGGAUCUGGAGAGGGUAUCCCUGAUCUACAGCCUGGAGUACUGGCCAGCCAAGCCAUGAUAGAGAAGACUCUUACAGAGGACCCCCGGUGGCAAGACACCAAUUUUGUUUUAGCGAACUACAAAACAGAGCAGUGCACCAAGCCUCCACGGCUAUGCAGACAGGGCUAUGCCUGCCCUCACUACCACAAUAGUAGAGACAGAAGACGAAAUCCACGCAAGUUCAAAUACAGGUCAACUCCGUGUCCCAAUGUGAAACAUGGGGAUGAGUGGGGUGAGCCAUCGAAGUGUGACAGUGGAGACAGCUGUCAAUACUGUCACUCACGCACUGAACAGCAGUUCCACCCAGAGAUCUACAAAUCCACCAAAUGCAAUGACAUGAGGCAAACUGGUUAUUGUCCUAGAGGGCCGUUCUGUGCGUUUGCGCAUGUAGAAAGAAUUCCCUCCACGGAAGAGACCAUGAACUCAUUGCUAACAGCGAUGCAGUCGGGCUCUCAGCAGUAUUCCGAGUGUCCGGUCAGCGAGUGGGGCAGCAGUGCACACUCCAUCAGCAGCAUCAACAACGGCCAAGUGGGGAAUGUUUCAUAUUCUAAUAGUCCGACUGUAACGCCAAGCUCAGGAAGCAACAGUUCAUUGUCCCCAAUCGGACCCAUCGGCAGGUCCAAAUGCUUAACUAAUGGUAGCUUAUGUUCAGAGUCCACCACGUCAAGUGUGUCAUCUCUGACGUCUAACUAUCCCAAAGCGCCCGGCUUUGAACGCGAGGAUCAGUUAAAGAACUAUAAGGGACAUAGCGAUCAAAAGAUGAUGGACCAAGACAAGCAGACACACAAUKGUGUAUUCUCUGGGAUGAACCCUCUGGCAUCCAGCAUAACGUCCAGUAUAGAAUCUAGCCUGGCCUCCAGUAUUGGAUCGGAUAGUUCCUCACCCACCACCUUAUCAACAAUGAAUGCAAAAGCAACCCCAUUCUAUCCUGGGAGCAAUACUGUGGAGUCAGUUAUAGGUUCUGCUCUUGACCUGAAUUUUUGUGACAUCAAUGUUGCCUCUCUUGAUAAAGAGUUUGAGGAGCAAGAAAACAACAGUCUUGGUUUAAGUCAAAGGAUGCUGGGAGGAUCCGCUCCGGUCAACAUUCCUGGCUCCCUUGCACGGUCUUCUUCGUUGAAUUCCAACUCCUCGCUCUCUGCCUCCCCUCUGAGCUCRCUCUCCCAGUCCCUGUCCCAGUGCCUGUUGUCAGGAAUGGCUCCACAGCAYACUCAGCCUCAGGGCCUGCUAACCAAACCUGAGCAUGGCCUUCUGGGAACACCUACCUCCUCUCAGAACUCUCUGGGUUUGAAUGGGGGAGCUAGCAGCAUAUGGGACUUUGUGAGUGGCAACUUCUCCCCCAGCCCAUCACCAGUGUUCAGCAGCCUGGGAUCCACCACUGUGAGCAGCAGCGCUGACCUGAACCGGCUCUUCAGGGAGCUGGAUGAGGCAAAGAGGAAGAUCAAGCAAUGGGAAGACGCCUGGCACCAGGUCAAGCAGGCAUGUGAGGCCUGGCAGAAAGACUCCCAUGAUGCAAAAGAACAAGCAAAGUCGGCCGAGGCGGAGCGGCAGCUGGCAGAGCAGGCGCGAGAGGACACGGAGCGCAAGCUGAAGGAGCUCCAGGGGGACUUUGACGUGCUGUGUCGCUCCCCUAGCACACCCCUGCUUAGAAGCUAUGGGGACCUGGACCAGCUCCCUCUACCAAAGCUCCACUCCAUCCAGAGCCAGCUGCGCACUGACCUAGACCUUAUAGACGGGGUAAUAUAUCAGCUUCAGUCAAAGAAAUGUAUAGUUUGCCAAACGCAUGAUCGUUGCAUAGUCCUGCAGCCUUGCCAACAUUAUGUACUUUGUAAGAACUGUGCACCUAGUAAAUCAGAAUGUCCAUACUGUAAGACAAAAAUAUUGAAGUGGUGAUGUACAAUUAUUCAAGGUACUACUUAAGGAAUUUGCCCUUUGAAGAACUACUAAUACAUAUAGUAUGCUUACAUUUUCUAAAUAGCAUUUUGUGUUUCAGUAUUCAUAUAGUAAUUCAAUUAAUAGUUUGAUUUGAACUACAUAAAUGGUGUUUGAUAAAUCAAGUACUUAAAUGUAGUAUGUAAUUUUGUAUUGUAAUGGAUCACUUACAUUUUCCCAAAAGUUUGGGCAUCCAUAGUUCAAGUGAGCCUAAUUUGACUUUAUCACUGAAACACAUCAGUCAAACAUUAUUAUUAGUAUUGCAACCAUCUUUGUGAAGAUUGAUUUCURGUAAAGCACUUUGUUGACCUGGGAAUUUGUUAAAGGGUAUUUUUUAAAUUAGCUUUGAGCUGUUUUUGUUUCUUAGAUUUACAUAUUAUUUUUCUUAAUAUGCUAAUGUAUCGAGCUUUUGUGUGUACUGUGAAACAUACUAGAAUAUUUCAUGUUUCCUAUUGUUAAAUCAUGGUAUAGUUCUAUAUAUCUUGUUAGUUUUCAUAGAAAAGUACUAAACAAUAGUUUCUACUUCUCAUUCUUUAAUUUACACCUUUCCAUCAAAAAAGUACACACUUUUGAAUGCAUUUUAGGCAUAACCAGCAGCUGUAAUYUCAGUAAGGCACAUUUAUGCUAAAGCAGUUAGGAAAUCAAUUACUGUGUCUUUUAGUGAUUACUGAAUUGUUCAUUAUGUAGUUGUUAGAGGAGCAUGUCUUGAUGUACYUAAGUCUGACAUGGUGAAUUUGAUAGGAUUCCUACUAGCUCUCAAACAUGUCUAGAACAUAUCUGAUACUUGGCCUCUACUCUAGUCUCAAGUGCCUUGCCUUAGAUGAUAACCAUGACCAUCGAUGCUUAGAGGAUUGUUGUAAAAGCAGACACAGGUAGUCAAAGCCUCUGCACACGUUUCUGCAUAUAUGUCUACUUAAUUUUGCUACUUUGCAUCAUGUGUAUUGCCCAAUCCUAUGUCAAAGUAUUUCCUCAGAUUAUAGUUGUAUGAAGAUAUAAAUCUUGUCAGUGCCUGUGUCCUGACUUCACGCUCACAAACAUAAAACAAUAUAUUUUCCUUGUCUACACAGGCAAUGGUGCUUUUUUUUGAUGCGGCUUCAGUAUAAUUUCAAAUGACCAAGGCAAGGAAACAACUCUGGUCUUGUUUGUGAACAAGAUAAAAACAGGCUCUGCUAUACAUUUUAGACUGGUGUUUGUAAGAUGCAUCAUUGGUGUUGAACCUGUAAGUUGUGUUUUCAAAUAUGACAGUGUAAUGUGCUUAGCUAGGUUAAUCUAAUUGAAAUGACCUUCUACUGUGUUCAAAAUGUAUUUUUCCUCACUCUAUAUCUUGGUCCUUUAAUAUUUACAGCAAUUAGUAUGUUCAGUAGAAAGAACCUUAUAUAUUCCCAGGUACACGAUUUGUAACUUAGUUUGAAAAAUUGAGAAAUACAAUUGUUUACAUUUACAUGGAUGGUAAUUCAGAAACUCAGAGAAAAACAAAACUUAUGUUUCUCCUAAAAUAUAAAAGGUAUUGUGUUCCCUCAUGUUUAUCAAGUUAAAAUGGCAGGUGAAACUAUUUUAUUGCAUGUCUUAUACGCGUCAUACGUUAACCAGCUACAAAUCUAGAUCACUGCCAGAUAUAUUUGUAUUGUCAGUCUAGCAUACUGUAGAGUCGAUCACUUCACUUUUGCAAGCUUUGUUGCUGCUGAGAGAAAGAUGUAUACAUAUAGUUGUAAUGCAUUUAGAUUCUUGAAUGUUAUUGUGCAUACACAGUUCAGAUUUCAGACAUCAGUAGCCUAAUUUCUCACACAAGUUAAGCAGUAACACAUUUUACUUUAUAUAUAUAUAUAAUCAAAAUGGCGUCAUAACAAUGACUCUUGUUACCUAACAUUCAGAGACGUGUCAUGGCGUCUAACAUUUGGUAUACCAAGUUUAUAACUUCUAUAGUGUUAUAGUUCAAGUAAAGUACAACUUAAACAAAGACUCAUUGGAUUUUGAAUUUCAUUUUAGUCAGUCACACAUUCGGGUACUUUUGUGAAUCUUCGAUACAUUGUUACAGGCCAAUCAAUGUACUGCUAUAGAAUGUCUCGAUUAUUAAAUUUGGUUGGAGAAUCCUAAUAAAGCUACUGGGCUACAGUAAAUGCUCACCCCAAUUUUUAAUAUCA
Salvelinus sp. IW2-2015 is the source of this 4677-nucleotide messenger RNA. It is a transcript of the gene unkl, whose product is annotated as unk like zinc finger. NCBI's taxonomy places the organism in Eukaryota, Metazoa, Chordata, Actinopteri, Salmoniformes, Salmonidae. Gene Ontology annotation, molecular function: metal ion binding. The record is from RefSeq and is a predicted model, not a curated record.